Messenger RNA from [Torrubiella] hemipterigena, 2414 nucleotides. The record is from the annotation of a GenBank genome assembly. Lineage: Eukaryota; Fungi; Ascomycota; Sordariomycetes; Hypocreales; Clavicipitaceae.
GGCAACAUCUCGCGCUUCCAACUACUACUCGAGUUCUCCCGCAACCGACCGACGAGACCCCAAGCGACAGAGCCAACACGAUAUCAGAGGGGUAUAUUAGCCGCGAUACCGAAUUCCAUAAUUAUAAAAAAUGAUCGCUCAGCGUGUUGGCCUCGCUGCGCUGCGCAGAGGCGCUGUCCGCCCUAAUGCCUUCAACAGCCAGGCUGUAUGCCGCGCCGUUGCUGCUUCGGCCCUGACACAGACACGCCCUAUCGCCACUACCAAGCUGUCGACCUCGGAAGGCCAUGAGAUCCUCGUUGCCCAGCGCAAGAACCGCCCCGUCUCUCCUCACCUGAGCAUCUACAAGAUGGAGCAGACCUGGUUCGGUGCCUCUGCCUGGACCCGUAUCACCGGCUGCACUCUGUCUGGUGCCGCUUACGUCUACUUCGCUACCUACCUCGUUGCUCCUCUCCUCGGCCUUCACAUCGAGAGCGCCAGUCUCGUCAGCGCUUUCGCCGCCAUGCCUCUCGCCCUCAAGGGUGGCAUCAAGCUCGCCCUCGGUUUCCCUUUCGCCUUCCAUGCCAUCAACGGUGUACGACACUUGUCGUAUGACUUGGUUAAGGGCUUCUCCAAGAAGACCAUUCAGACUGGCGAGCGUGUCAUCUUUGCUACCGCCGCCGUCCUCGCCGGUUACCUUGCUUUCGGUAUCUAAAUGGAAUGUGUCGGUUGGUUGGGAAGCGAUGGGCCAUGUAAACGGUACACUGACGACUUGUAGCAACAAAUAAUAGUAGAUGGGGGAGGUUUUAUACACAAAAUUAGGCGGCGCAUCUGCUGCCAUGACUGUGCGAAAUUGGCACUAUUUCGUUUGUUAAAACAAAUACAACUUAAACAUUGAACACUUUUUUGUUCCAAAUUUGCUAGAGCUAAAUGUGUAUAUAUCCGUGCAACACCAUACGCCUGAUUACUUUAAAAACAAGACUGGUCACCACCACCAACCAAGCGCUUACUCAAUGUUACGGGCUUCCAGGAUCGACUUAACGAGCCUCGGGUUUCCGCCGCGCAGAAUCUUCUCUGCGAUAAUAGGGCCGAUGAAGUCUUUAAGGUCAGACGACUCAGAUCCUGUGGAGCUAUUGCUGGAAAUAGAUAGCGCUUGUUUGGAGUCCAGCGACGCUACGGCGUGAACAAUGCCCUGGACGAGCAUCUCGUACUCAAUGGAGCCGUCAGACUUCUCCUUGAGUGGCUGCAGAAUGCCAGAGUCAAACGUCUUGAGGUUACGGAGAACAAGAACACGGAUAGCCUCCGGGCCGCCAGCCUCUACUAAGCCACUAAUUGCACCGAAUAGGACAGCUGGUGGCUUCGUUGGGUCCAGGAAGUACUUGAGACAGGUGCGAGUAAGUUUUGGUCGGAGAAGGGUGUUGGAGCCGGCGUACUUCUGUGCAAUACGGCCAACUAAUGAGGCUGCCAGCUGUCUGAGUUCGUACUGGUCCUUCAAAGAGUCGGCUCCUUCAUCACUGCCGAGCUUGCGAGCCAUCAGACAGGUCAGGACAGGAGCAGACAGCGAGCUGGCAUAGGGGUCCAGGAAGAGUGUUUUGUUUUCAAUGAGAGCAUUAGUGAGCUCCAUCAUCUGUCGUAAGGUAAAGGUGUCAUCCAGUUGGUGCGUCACACGGUCCAUGAUGAAGUUUAUAAAGUAUGGCGCAAGUUGGUGCAAUCCAGGGUCGUCGCGGACGGAGCCGAGAGCAGCCUGUCGCAAUCGUACAACCUCUUCAUCGGGGUUAUCGUCGAGAAUAGCUCCUUGAAUCUUGUCAAAGUAUAGAAUGAGCUCCUUGCUAACGAUAUGCUUAACAGCCGGGUUGAACGAGAUGGUAUCGUUGCCAGCAAGAGCAGCGAGAGCCGGGUUGGCGCCGGUGCCUUUAGGUAGCAGGUCUUGAGAUCGGGACUCGGCCGUCGUUGGGUUUUGUGGGAUAGAGGGCUGUACACCUUCAAUUGCGAGCCAAUGGGCUAUAUUAUAGUUAGCUUGAGGCGAACACUGUCGCGCGUUACGUCGUGGUGCUGCUACCCACCUGUGAAGUUGGUAUCGCGAGGCACCUUAGGGAGCGGAGCAUUAAUCAGCUUCUCGAAAUCCACUUCCUCAUCUUCAAUAUAGAAAAGCGGUUGUCCUGGUCCAAGACUGGCUUCACCAAAUCUAAGUGGUCGCGUGGAAUCGUAACCGUAGAGCGGUUCGGCAUCUAGCACUCGCAGCGCAAGACUGACAUCAUUGACGGUAAGCGUUGUGCGGCGAGCGGCGCGCAUCAACCGCAAACUCUCGACAAUGACCUGGCCAAUUCUAUAUUCUACAUCUUGCGCAAGAGACUUGACAGCCUCCUCGUUGAGAGAGUUGAUGCCGACGGAUUCGGCAACGUCCUUGAUGUUCUCGGCAUUCCAGAGUAGUUUCGGGG